Messenger RNA from Somion occarium, 1626 nucleotides. The record is from the annotation of a GenBank genome assembly. Lineage: Eukaryota; Fungi; Basidiomycota; Agaricomycetes; Polyporales; Cerrenaceae.
GAAUUGCGCUCGGUCGUGGAGCUUAAUAUGCUUCGUUGUGAGAUGAGCUCGAAUAGCCUGACAGCCCUAGUUCGUGCGUUUCCACUGCUGAUCAGGGUUGGAUUCGCCUCCGUCGACUUCAGUGCACAAAAUUCCACAAUAAUUCGGGAGGAAUCACUCCCUCCAAAACCCUCGAGUCGGCGAGAGGGGUCUGGUACCGACAUACCUGACUCAGAAACUGUUUCUGUCAAUGAACCAUCUGUGCGACCGACGCCUCAUGAUGCAUUAGGUAUUCCCCUGUCUUCUCACGACCAUCCAACCCUGCCGGUGCAAUACCCGCUGCUUCAUCCACCACCCUCACUGCAAUCAUUCACAGUCAACAAUUUGUGCACUGACUUUUUCGAGUUUGAUUUUCUUCUCCUUCGCGACUGGUUCCGUCCCGAAAUGCUCACCAAAAGCCUCAAGUCAUUGGAUGUGAGCAGCUGGGUUGAUGAUCUGACUCUAGCCAAAUUCAUCACUUCCCUCGGUACGUCUCCUGCACUGGAGUGUCUGACUCUGUGGGUCGGGUGGGGCCUUCGAUAUUAUAUGCGCUCCACGGUGGAUAUUCAUCAUCUAACCAAUCUCACCUCCAUCCGCCUAGUGACUGAGCGAACUCUUGAACGUGAUGAAGUCGAUGCAAUGCAAUACGUUCUUUCUCAGCUCAAUGCUCCCCGUUUACAAGUGAUCUCUAUUUCCAUCCCGGCUAUUCGUACCUUCAAGGUUCUGGAGGGGAUGGACGAGUACUUGGCCAAGGAGUUUGGUGGCAUAAAGAAGCUUUGCGUUGAGACUUACACUGAUGGUCCAGAAGAGGAGAAGAAGGCGCGGGAGGAGGUGACGGCUAUGUUUCCAUUGAUGGCUGAACGAGGCGUUCUGCGAGUGGAGGAUAGGGAUAUACCCUAUCUUCUUUAGGCCGUCGAAUCGACCGCAACUCGGACGGUCAGACAGAGAUAUUCUGAGGCACGAAGGCUCGCGUCUCUGUCUACUCUGCAUUAGGGAGACUAGUGGAACACGUUGCUAUUGGCAUCGACGCUACAAUCAACAAAGAGAUCUAUCACUUUAAAAUCGUUGAUAUUGUCUCCGUCGCUUUUGACUAGCACGAGUAUGGGACGCUGCUGAGCUCAUACCGGAAUUAUUGACAGCGCCGCACUACACACCGUGGCUAUGAACGUAUGCUUAAUUUUGGAACAGUGAUCGACUUACAAAGGGUUGGUACACAUCUGAGUCCUUCUCGGAAGUUCUCCCAGAAAGAAUCGCAGCAAAAUCAGUGGUGGGGAUUGAUUUGAACUUCGACACUGGGUCUGCGGGUUCCAACAAAUUGUCGAGGAAAACGCAGGAAGGUGUUGGACCAAUGAAAGAAACCGACAUUUCUUGCCACUCGUUUUAAGAUGCCACCUGAUAAUAAUUGCAGAGCAACAAUAUUUCUAGGUCUUCGUGCGAGGUCUGGAACAAGGCAAUAUUCAGAGAGAAAGCGCAAAGCACAUGACCAGCUGCAGAUGUGAGUAUGAUGGAGGUAAUUGGCAGAUAGCGUUGUAAAUGACUAUUCUUAAUAACUCUUCGCGGGACAACUCUCAGACCAAGCUCAAUAAUACUUACCAUAUAUCUUCGAUG